AUGGUGUUUCCGGUGAUGGCAUGGAUCAACGAUGACGAUGGCACGACCUUAAGGAGCGUCGUGUUCUCAACUCAUCCUGUCACCCAAACACAAAUUAAUGUUCCAAUCCUUAAUGAAGAUAACUACAAAGAGUGGAAAGAUGCUAUUCUCUUGCAAUUAAGAUUAUUAGAGUUGGAUUACGCUGUUCUCAAUGAGGAACCCACUGAGGUUACUGAAGAAAGCACUAGCGAAGCCAAGCAGCUUCGCGCACAAUGGGAGAAAUCCAAUGGAUUAUGUGUGCUCUUCAUUAAGUCAAGAAUUUCCAGAAAAAUUCAUUUUUGCUUUGAGGACAUUAAGAAAGCGAAACCCUUGCUCAAAGCUAUCGAUGAUAACUUCAUUGAAUCAAAGAAAGUUUUGGCAAUGACUCUAAUCAUGAAGUUGAGAAAUUUGCGUCUUUCCACUGUCAAGGGAACGCGUGAACACAUUAUGCAACUCAGGGAUAUUGCGGCUCAAUUAAAGGAGUUGGAAAUCAUUCUACCAGAUGAUUAUUUGGUGCUUUUUGCACUUGAUACCCUCCCUCAGGAGUACAAUCCUUUUAAGAUUUCCUAUAAUACACAUAAGGAUGAAUGGUCUAUCAAUCAAUUGAUUACCAUGUGUACUCAAGAGGAAACGCGACUUGUAACUGAGCUUGGGGAAAGUGCUUUUAUGGCCACAACAAGGCCUAAAAGAAAGUGUGGAAAACCUAAGGGACUUACCAUAGCUGCUAAGGAGAAACUAACCCCGAAAGCAGACAUUAAGAAGAUACAAAAGUGUUUCUUUUGCAAAAAGAAGGGACACAUGAAGAAAGAUUGUAUCAAGUUUCAGAAAUGGAUGUCCCAAAAAGGAUAUGACAAAACUGAGACAGCCAAAGGAAACUGA
Messenger RNA from Ipomoea nil (Japanese morning glory), 897 nucleotides. RefSeq lists its product as uncharacterized. The record is from RefSeq and is a predicted model, not a curated record. The transcript has 3 exons. Bases 1 to 897 code for a protein of 298 amino acids. Gene Ontology annotation, molecular function: zinc ion binding; nucleic acid binding. NCBI's taxonomy places the organism in Eukaryota, Viridiplantae, Streptophyta, Magnoliopsida, Solanales, Convolvulaceae.